Messenger RNA from Chara braunii, 1831 nucleotides. NCBI's taxonomy places the organism in Eukaryota, Viridiplantae, Streptophyta, Charophyceae, Charales, Characeae. The record is from the annotation of a GenBank genome assembly.
CCGGUUCCUCCUGGCUCAACUAGCGCCUGGGGACUGCUAGGCCUGUGCGCGCGCCCGGCAGAAGCACGUGGCUCUUUGAUUGCCACGUAGCAUCUGCUGUAGGGAUGUGAACGUCCGCGACAGGUGGGCAGGGGUAGCGCCAGGAGUGAAGAUCGACGAUGAAUUGCAAUACGUGGCGCAGCACUCCGGGCGAGGGAUGGAGAUGGAAGGGGAGCUACAACGUGAAGCAGUUCGACUACAGGAUCAGCUGUUUUAUAAUGAAGACGAAGUCUCGCUUACAGAAGUCUGAAGGUGAGCAAAACGAUGAUCGCGAAGCACGAGGAAUGGAGAUGGAAGAGGAGCUACAGCGUGAAGCACUUCGACUACAGGAUAAGCUCUACCAUAAUGAAGACAAAGUCUCGCUUACAGAAGAUUCUGAAGGUGAGCAAGAUGAUGAUUGCGAUGUUCUUCGCUAUUAUACAAAUAUCUGCGCUAUAGGUGAGAUCUGGGAUUCUGGAAGAGGGGCGAGUUGUGCUGUUGCUGUGAGUGAGUGCGACGAGUAUGAAGGGGGGGGAGAAAAAAGGUGGGUUAACCUGAUGGCACUCUCUAACGAGGCUGAGGAAGAGAGUGCAGUUGGGGAUGGAGAGAGGGAAUAUGCCGCUGAUGACGCUGGUGAGUGGGAGGUUGGGGAUGAGUGUGUAGAUGGUCGUGGAGAGGGGGAUUAUGCAACUGAUGACGUGGCUGAGUGGGAAGGGGAGUGGGGACUAUUGGCAAUGGUGGAAAUGGCUGCAGCGGCAGCGGCGACGGCAACAGUAACAACAACAACUCCAGCAACAAUGAUAAUGGAGGUGGAGCAGGGGUCGGAAGAAGGGAGGCAAGGAAUGGGCGUGAUUGGCGAGACGGGUGGGACGGUUGACAACAACAAUGACAAUAAUAACAAUAGUAACUUUAACAACGGCGGCGAGCGGCGAAUGGGCGAACUGGGUGGGAUAAGCGUGAAGGAGGAUAACAACAACAACAACAACAACAACAACAACAACAACGGCGACACCAACGCGAUGGAGAAGAGGGGAGAGAACAUUGACAACAACAACAACGAGAUGGUAGAGAUGGGUGAGGAUGUUGACAACAACAACAACAACAACAACGACAGCAACAACAACAACAACAACGACAACGACAACAACAACAACAACAACAACAACAACAACAACAACAAUAACAAUAACAACAACAACAAUAACAAUAACAACAACAACAACAGUAACAAUAAAAAUGACGGUGAGCAGGGAUUGGGGGAAAAGGGUGUGGUGGCGGAGAAGGACGACACAGACAACAACAGCGACAGCCAUAUCAAUAACAACAAUAACAAGAAGAAUAACAAUAGCAACGAAGAUGGAGGAAGUGACAGCCACGGAGGUAGCGGGGCAGAGAGUGGUGCUUCUGCAGCCUUGAUCUCUAUCAGCAUCAUGGGACAGAUGCCGUCACCAGGGCAGUGGAGGGGAUCUCGUAGCUUGUUGCGGAUGGCGAAGUGGGGCUUGAGGUUGAAGGUACGGUUUGGUACUGUUCCCCCCCACCCUUAGUGUUUUUCCAUGUUCAAUUGUCUCUUUUUCUCUGGCACCGGGUGGGGAUAGGAUAGAUGAUCUUGCGAUGAUUAGGGUUGAUUGCCUCUUACCAGUCUGACCCUCAACUCUUAAUCAUGAAUGGAUUGUUGAGGAUUAUGCUUGUUAUCGCUGGUGAGUAUAUGCGCAAAUUGAGAACUACACACAUCAUUGUAUAGGACAUAUAUGCUGUAUGAGCAGGAGGUCAAUCCUUCCCCUGAGCUGGGAAGUAAUCAAUGCCUCUGCUCCUU